Molecule: messenger RNA, 1683 nt
Organism: Botrytis deweyae
Lineage: Eukaryota; Fungi; Ascomycota; Leotiomycetes; Helotiales; Sclerotiniaceae
Exons: 2
Coding region: 1-1683 (560 amino acids)
Biological process (GO): intra-Golgi vesicle-mediated transport; endocytosis; endoplasmic reticulum to Golgi vesicle-mediated transport
Cellular component (GO): Golgi apparatus
Molecular function (GO): metal ion binding; GTPase activator activity
Source: RefSeq, a predicted model, not a curated record
AUGUCGCGCAGGCCAGCAAAUCCUCAGGCUGAGCGUAUUGCGCAGAACACCCAAACGAUAAAGAGUCUCUUGAAACUCGAGUGUAAUAAAGUCUGUUGCGAUUGCAAAAGGAAUAAACAUCCAAGAUGGGCAAGCUGGAAUUUGGGCGUUUUCAUGUGUAUAAGAUGUUCCGGAAUACAUCGUGGAAUGGGAACUCACAUCAGCCGAGUGAAAUCCGUUGAUCUGGAUUCAUGGACAGACGAACAGGUACAAAGCGUAUUGAAAUGGGGAAAUGCCAGAGCAAACAAAUAUUGGGAAGCAAAGUUAGCCCCGGGCCACGUACCAUCCGAAGCCAAAAUCGAGAACUUUAUCAGAACGAAAUACGAUUCGAAGAGAUGGGUUAUGGAUGGACCAAUUCCGGAUCCCUCAACUCUGGACGUCGACGGAGACGAUGAUAUACCCCUUGGACUUGUCAAGGAGAAGCACAACCUUGAAAGAUCAACAUCACAAAGGACCGCCCCACCUACUCAAGCCCCUGCCCCGAUCAGCGCCCCUCCUCAACAGGAUCUCUUUGGUGAUGAUUUCGGACCACCUCCGAGAGCGAGUACUGCCGGUCCGGUACCUGCGAGACCUCCACCAAAGUCAGAGCCGGCUCCCCCAAAGCAAACAAAACCGGCGGAUUCCCUCUUGGGCUUGGACUUCUUCGGAACUGAGGCUGCUCCUCCUAGCCGACCCUCGAGUACAACACCUGCUCCGGGUACUCAGUCCAGACCUGAUUUGAAACAAUCGAUUCUAUCGCUUUAUGCAUCCGCUCCUCGUCCUCAAGCGCAACAACAGACAUCGCAAAUUUCACAUGCAUCAUCUGGAUCUUUUGGUGGUAUGCAAGCGGCACCCCAACAAUCGCCACAGCGCUCUACAUUUGGAGGUAUGAACGAUGCAUUCAGCAGCCUAAGUUUUUCAAAUGCAACAUCUCCUCCAGCUAAGACCACAGCUUUCUCCAACUUGGGCAACCUCUCCAGCCACCAAUCUACAGGUUCCGGAGCUCAGAUUUCUUCUCCGCCCCUUAGUGGCGGCGGAUUCUUUGAUUCAAAGCCAAAAGCAGCCGCUGCGCCUUCUCAAGUAUCUCGUACAUUCAGCUCUACGAGUGGGUUUGGAGCCUUUGACUCGGCGCCAGGACAAUCACCAGCUCCGCAGUCCACAAAUGCAAGUUCCUCGUUAGGAGAUCUAUUCGACUUCUCCACUCCUGCUGUACAAAAUGUUUCACCACCUAAACAAACACUCGCUUCGCCACCUGCCCAAUCAUCAGUCUUCAAUCUUUCAAGCCCUACGGCAACUGCACAAAAAUCUCCGCCAGCAGCACCUGCUAUGAGCAGCGCUUGGGGCAACACUGACGCAUGGGGAUCAAGUGAUGCUUGGGGCAGCUCUGCCAAAACCAGUCCAUCGCUCACAAAAGCUGCCCCGUCUCAAACUAACGCUGGGGAUUUUGGUAGCUGGGGAGGUCUAUCGAGUCAAAGUAUAGUACCAGGUACUGGAGGUAGUUUUAAUACAAUGGUUAGUGCUCCAAAGGUGACAGCGGAUGAUGAUUUUGGAGGUUGGAGCAGUGCGGCCCCUGCGCCGGCUUCCAAUGCGACUUCUGGAGCUGGGAAGCCUGCUGGAGGGUUCUCAUCGGGUGGUGAGGAUUUAUUCUCCAAUGUAUGGGAGUGA